CCUCCACCUCCGUCUUCGUAGUAAUCCUCCUUACUUCUCAUUUCUUCUUCUUCACCCAUUCUCAUUGAUCCCCGUCCAUCCUCAUCCAUCCUCAUCCAUCCUCCUUUGACACCGCAGCAAUGUAUCCGCAGCACGGGCAUCCCUAUGCCCAGUCGCAACAAGGUCCCCCACCGCCGUAUGGCUGGACUGGUUACCCGCAGGUCCCUGUCAGCACGCCUGGUCAACAGGGCCUACCGUCACCUACUCAUCCCCCGCACCAGCACCAGCAUCCACACCAGCAUCAGUACCAACAUCAGUACCAGUAUCAGCACCAGCAGCAACACCCAUACCAUCCAUACUUCCAACCUCAUGCCCAUCCUCACACCCCUACCUCUCCCUCACCUUCGCCAGAGCCCUCGCAAUCAGCCUCAGGCACAUAUCCUACUCUCUAUCACCAUCAGCAGCAUCAUCAUCAUCAACAGCAGCAGCAGCAUCCCUCGCCAACAAAUUCUACUUACUAUUCGCUUCAUUCGCCAUUGAUCCCGACUGCCUCUGUAUCGACGGGCCCUGCAUCAAUUGCUCCUGCAUCGUCUCCUGUUGCCGGCUCUUCUGCUGCAGUUGCAGCUCCGCCACCACAGUACAAGGCUGAGAUGACAGAGAGCCAGAUUCAGUACUGGAAGCAGCAACAGCAACAGCAGUUACAGCAACAACAGAACAUCAAAGUCGAAAUGCCCUCCUUGACUAUACAGCCUAAAAAUUCCCCUCCAUCGCCCUUGCCCCUAUCCUCGCCUUCAUCUUCGACCCCGGCCGCGUCCUACCACUCGACUCUACAGCAACAACCCUCUCAGACGUCGAUCUCAAGCCAUGCGCCAGCACAGGCUCACGCACAGCCACCACAAGCACAUUCACAGCAGCCCAUUCGAGAUGUGCAUGCAGAGAUACAGCUCGAGUUGCACCGGCAAAGUCAAUUACAGGCCUUGCAUGAACACAGCCGCCAGAGCAAUACCUUCCAAGGUAUUGCGCCCUCACCCCAGCCAUCUUGGAACCAGAACUCGACGACGAAUGGGCCGAGCCCGAGUUCUGCGCCUGCGCCGCUGUCGCAAACUGCAGGAUUGCCUCUCCAUCCAACUCCGGUCGAGCUACAGUCCGCCCUGACGGACAACACCUCAAUUCCUCCCUACGGCCAAGAAUCAUCCCUAACAACGCUCGAUCCUGCACCUGCAGCGAUGACAGGUGUCAAUGCUAAGAUCUCGCGCCCAUAUAGUUCAUCUCACGGUCGGUCUCAGGAGCAUCCAUCGCAAACAUAUCCAUCCUCCAUUGAUGAGCAGUCCUCCUUGACAGAGCUUGACGCGACCACCGCCAGACCGCUUUCAGGUGAAGGACCAGUUACAUGGUCACAUUCUGGGUCAGGAGCAGGAAUAGGAUCGAGCGCGAUGUUUGGAGGGCAGCCGCAUCAACAGCAGUAUCAGAGCUAUCCCUCCGCCAUCGAGGAGCAAUCGUCCUUGACAGAGAUCGAUAACUUGCCCUUCCCGCUGGAAGCCCAAUCCUCGCUCACCGAAGUCGAUGAUCAGCCGUAUGCGCUGGAGGAGCAAUCUGCCUUGACAGAACUGGAUAAUCUGCCUCACCCGCUGGAGGAGCAAUCAGCAUUGACAACAGUAGAUGAUCUACCCUAUAGCUUGGAGGAACAAUCGGCCUUGACCGAGGUUGGCAGUCUUCCGCAUCCACUGUCAGAACAAUCCUCAUUAACGGUGCUUGAUGAGCCGAUAGCAUCGUCCUCACAGCAAAGAGACGCCGGUAUUAUAAAAGGCUUUGGACCCAAAGAUAAGGCGACACUACCUUCCACAGCAACAACAUCCACCGCCUCAACAACAGCUAUAGUAACGGCGUUCUCCUCAACAAGCGCUAAUGCGAGCACGGCUCCAUCUCCAGAGUCGCCCUCCGCUGCCUCACCUGCUAUGAAAGCGUUGGCCGAUGUCACAGCAAUGUCGUUUUCAAUGAGCAACUGGACCAUACCUUCAGAUUUUCCAGCGUCGUCGGUGUCAGAAGAAAACAACGAUCGAGAAACGGCCGAUGAGACUUAUCCUACUGCGACACGCCACGCGCGAUCUCCCGCAACUAUGAUUAUCGAUACCGCCGUGAUUAAGGACGAGGAUUCAUACAUAGCGACAACAGAUGACACCGGUAUUUUGAUACCUUUGACCCCAGCAGCCACUAGCGACCCUUCUUCUCGCAACUCGCCAUUGUCCACCCUUAAUUCGUUCUCUAGCCGAACAAGGGGCCCUGCAGGCUCAACCCCACCCAUUCCAGCACCCAAACCAGUAGCUCUAAUGACCAGCAAAACCAACCAUCCUCAGUCUGGAUCCUCAGGCGCGAGAUUGACUAUAUCGGAUGAAAUUCAUCUGGAUGCGGUCCUUCCUUGGAGUCCGUUAUCUGCAAAGGGAAAUGUCUUGAUCCCAUUACAGAACGAGCCAGAGCUCGAAAGCGAUGCUUUGAGGAGUGAAGAUGAAAUAACUGGCCUUGGUGGCGAAGGCGAUCACGACGACGACGACGAGGACGAGGAUGAGGACGAGGAUGAGGACGAUAUGAGCGCCUUCAUUCGAGAGAUCCAAUCUACUAUGCCUCUAUCCGGACCCGACUCUGGCGGCAGCUCGAUCACAGGGUCAAACAAGGACAAGACGCUGGAGCGCGUCAAGGGAUCUGACGGCAAUGGCAGCACAACGAGUCAGCUUGGAAAGGAUGCGCCAAAGGCGCUAGAACAGAUGGUCCCCGAGACAAAUUCGAGUGCUGUGGAACAGGAUCUACCAACUCAUGCAAGCAGUAUCCCGGAUCAGCCAAACAAUCUGCCGAACGGUGAACUUCAGCAGCUGGAGGCGAUACAGUUUGAGUGGACGUUUUCGGAGGCAGAGCAGGCAUUAUACGAAAAGAUUUUCGGGCUUUGGGAGCGUCCUGGAGAGGAAUGUGUGUCCUAUGACAUCGCAGGAAAGGUCUUUAUGACUCUCGGCCUUUCGGAUCAAGACCUGCAUAGAGUCUGGCAGCUGCUGAAUCCGGAGGAAAAGUCGGCGCUUACGCGCACACAGUUCAUCGCAGGCCUUCAUCUAGUGAACUGCAAGCUUGUGGGCUACGAACUCCCUGCCGAUCUCCCAGACGAGCUUAUGAUGUCCGCAGCAGCGGUCGGUCGGGUCGUUCCCCCGGCUCGUCCCGUCCAAGGACCAUCUACUCUUCCCUCUGAUUAUGUGGAGCCUGUCGCGUCGUCAGGAUCGGACUUCAUGCAUGCUUAUAACGUAUCUUUGACUGACUAUAAUGUGGAAGAUUCUCCAGCCAUACCGGCUCAAGUGGAACCAAGACCUACAGAACCCGAUACCUAUGCGCCCUAUCCGCACCAACACCAUCACUAUCAAUACGAACAGCAGCAGCAGCAGCAGCAAGAGUGGGCUACCCCAAUUCCAGUCUUCACUCCCACUCCAGUCCAUGGCCAGUUUAUGCCUCAGUACCCGCCUAGCCAACAUGCAGUCUCUGAUGACAGGGACGCCCCUGUCCCAGCAUCCAGGCCCAUGACCAUGACUAUUGCUGUACCGCAGCCGUCGCCUGAAACGCCUGCAAUGCCUUCGAAGCCAGGACCGCACGCGUUGCACGAUCUUCCUGAUAAUGCGCCUGUAUUUAUAUCUAUGGAGGAUGAUUCUUUGUCGCGGAGCCAGUACCGACCGGAUUCGGCAACUGAGAACCUGCCACCCUCUCAGGCUUAUUCAGACAUUCUGGGUCGGGCCGUGACACCCAACUCUGUUCCGCUUGCCGGUGCUGCUUCAGCUGCAGUCUCGAACGUAGUCCAAAACUAUCACUCUAUCGACAAUACUGCGCUUUAUGCCUCGCCCCCGGACGCCUGGGAUCAUGAUGCGGCACCCCCAGAAUUGGACGUGGAGGGCAAUUAUAUCAAAUAUAGCUCCGACUUCAAGAAUGAUAUGACGGUCCCUGCGUCAGUUACGGCCAAUCAUCCCAUUAACCCUAAAUCGGGUGUAUUCUACUUUGAGAUUACGAUUGACCAGUUCAAAGGCAGCGCCAUCAGUGUCGGUAUUGCCAGCAAGUCCCUGCGCAAGAAUUGUCAAGUUGGUAAAGUCCUGUUGCAGCAGAUGGUGUUCUCUUUCUCUUUUUUUUCUCUUUCUUUAUAUGCUGACGAACAGAUAUGGUACUCUGACAACAACAACAACAACAACAACAACAACAACAACAACAAACGAUAGGAUGGGACCUGAACUCGUGGGGCUAUCACAGCAACGAUGGAUGCCUGUAUUUCGGCAACGGUAAGCAAACGAUUGAGUUUGC
Messenger RNA from Gamsiella multidivaricata, 4296 nucleotides. RefSeq lists its product as uncharacterized. Lineage: Eukaryota; Fungi; Mortierellomycota; Mortierellomycetes; Mortierellales; Mortierellaceae. Gene Ontology annotation, molecular function: protein binding. The record is from RefSeq and is a predicted model, not a curated record. The transcript has 4 exons. The coding region runs from base 120 to 4214 and encodes 1364 amino acids.